GAAAUGAGGGUAUCUUUUCGUGAUAACACUUUUAAGAAUUUGACGUCGUUACAAUCAGUGAAUCCAGAGCAAGAUGAAAUCAGUUGCAUUUGUUGGGGAGAUUAUGAUAAGGUUCUUUUUUCACGAUUAAAUUGUCUUCUUAAAGAAGGUGGCUUCAAAACGUGCUUUUUAAUUGGUGAAUAUAUUUUAACGGCUGUUGAGACGGGUCAGCUUACUUGUUGGAACAAGAACGGUGAACAGAUUUUUGAAUUGGACGCCGGCAAUAAUUUAACAGUACUGGCGGAUAAUGAUCCUGCAGAAUUUUAUUGUGCAACGGCCGGCAAGGAAAACCCGAUAAAGUUAUGGGAUAUGAGAGCUCAGAAAUGUUUUUGGGAAGCAAAAAAUGUUCGUCCCGAUAAUUUAAUGUUACGUGUACCUAUUUGGGAUACGAGUGUAAAAUUUUUACAUGAUUCUCACUGUAUCGUUUCAGCAACAAAGCGGCAUCAAAUUCGGAUUUACGAUCCAAAAACACAGCGUCGACCAGUGAAAGAGAUUGAAUGGUUAGAAGAUCCAUUAUCUGCUUUGGAAUUGGCCAUGAAUAACAUGCAUAUUUAUGUGGGUAAUACGAAAGGAGAAAUGGGCAUGUUUGAUGUGCGAGGCAAAAUACGCAAAUAUAAGGGAAAUGCUGGCUGUAUAACAGGGAUAGUUGGUUCUAAAUUUUGGCCUUAUCUCGCUUGCUGUUCUACAGAUCGAUUUGUUCGCUUAUAUAAGAUGGAGGCAAAAGAACCAUUGCGAAAAGUAGGUCUAUAUAAACCAUUUCUAUUAAAGAAAUCUCUUGUUGUUAAAUUUGUUUCCAGAUUUAUUGCAAAAGUUCUCUAA
Molecule: messenger RNA, 858 nt
Organism: Dracunculus medinensis (Guinea worm)
Lineage: Eukaryota; Metazoa; Nematoda; Chromadorea; Rhabditida; Dracunculidae
Source: the annotation of a GenBank genome assembly